Messenger RNA from Amaranthus tricolor (Joseph's coat), 2704 nucleotides. RefSeq lists its product as uncharacterized. Gene Ontology annotation, cellular component: histone acetyltransferase complex. The coding region runs from base 305 to 706 and encodes 133 amino acids. The record is from RefSeq and is a predicted model, not a curated record. The transcript is spliced from 8 exons. NCBI's taxonomy places the organism in Eukaryota, Viridiplantae, Streptophyta, Magnoliopsida, Caryophyllales, Amaranthaceae.
GAGAAGCAUGCCCUUAAUUUGAAAUACUCGGAUUCAAUUCUAAUUACCCUACGACUCCCAAACCCCUUCUUCCCUGGUCUUACCUUUGCCUUUACCAAAAAAAUCAAUUUCCGUUUGUCUAUCCUUUUCCUGUCAAUCAUAAAUUGAUGCACUCCUCAGUUUCCAGUCACAACUCAAGUCUGCCGUUUCACCUGCUACCUUCCGCGGACGAAUUCUACUACACAAACACUUUACCCAGGCCGAAGGCUUAAUUUGCUUCUCUAUUGGAAGCUUUUGUGAGAAACAACUAUGCUCAUGGAGGCUAAUGGGAGAAAACGACAAAUUUUGGUUGAUACUAAUUUUAGGGCAAAAGUCUUCUAAUCCGGGGGCUAGGCUUGCAAGCCUUUUGAGCAAGAGAGAGAAGCUUCAGGAUGAACUUCGGAAUAUUGAAAAGCAGGUGUUUGAGUUGGAGACCACCUAUUUACAAGAUUCCAACCAAUUUGGGCAUGUUUUGAAAGGUUUUGAAGGGUUCUUAAGUUCAUCAAAGUCUACAGCAAACUUGAAGAGGUCCAGGAGGUUCCAGCCCGAAGAUAGAAUUUUCUCUUUGUCUUCUAUAACCUCCCCUGUGGUUGAAGAGCAAACAGAUGUUGGUUCUGGGAGAUCGAAAGGCGGAAGCUUACCUGCUAAUGGACAGGGUAAACCGAAGAAGGGAAGGUUGACGUUGUGAAUACUGAAGAAAGUAGCUACGUUUUCAACUUGUAGAAUGAAGAUGAUGCUUUAUCGUUUUCACCUUUAAGGUAAGUAUGCUUUUGAUGUCAUUUGUACAUUCUAGCUAAGUAAAGAUUGAAGAGACAUGUCAGAAUGGCAUAACUAUACGAGCGAUCGUGUCGUUUUAAAUGGCAUUCUGCGUCUUCUGUUGGUAAUAAGAAAUGUAUUGCUUUGUUUUUUCAAACAACUCUCUUCAUUCUUGCAUCUUUUUUAUGUUAAGUGCAUAUUUGUUUAUUCUUGAAUUUGCAAUGUAAAUAUUCAUGUGAUUUGUUUCUUGAAUAGGAGCUUGUACUAUUGUUCUGUAUACUCUUGCAUCUCUGUUUGAAUUCAUAGUAUGCAUAUUUGUCUCUGUUGGAUCCAUAUUGCAAAAAUAUAUUAACAGUCGCGAUCGCGGUAACGAGAAUGAUGUCGUCAUAACGUCAAAUAUCAGCCGAAAACUUGUGAUAAUUCCUUGAAACGGUCCAAAAUGCGAGUUUUUUACCCCUUUACAACACGGGAAAUAUUGAUCUGUUUUUGUAUAAACCUUAACAUUGAGGUCAAUGCGAUGCGAUGAGGUCGUAUUUUUACUCUAUGUUUGUGCGAUCUUCAAUAAUUGAUGAGUCUCCUGAGUCUUCCAUUUGUUUGAUAUCUCUCGCCUACAAAAGAGAAAAGGUAAAGUAGAAACGAUCAAGCGAAUGUAAACGUUAACUACACUUUUGAAUGGCUUUGCAAUUAAUGUUUUAGUUGAGUUGAUUUAUGAUGCUGCGGUUAAACUAGACUACAAUAGUCAGGCUACUGCUGCUGCGGUUAAACUAGGUUUACUUGUUACUUGUUAGGUUGCUUCACUAGAUUGCACGGUUGCAAAAUAGAUAUCGCAGUUAAUAUGAAUAAUUUUGCCGUCAAUGUGUUCUAGAACACGUUUCGGUCAUGAUGAAGAUAGUCACUUUAUACUCCAUAAAUCCUGUUAGUUAGGUACUUCUUUGGGAUAAAGUUGUAAUAAAAGGAUGAUGUAGUUACGAAUACAUCUAUGAUAAAUUUACCAUUGUUUGUAUACAAUAAGAUCCGUAAACUAAGAGUGGACUGAAUAUAAACCCGAUGAGGUUUCAUUCUAUAAAAUUAAUUGGUAAUAGAAAUAGCCUAUUAAACGUAUAUAUUAGUUAAUCUCUUUAAUUCUUAGAUGUGAGAUCAUAAGUGUUUAUUUUACAACAAUCAAUUGCUGUUGACAGAACAACUUAGUUCAAAUUUACUCGGUUCUUGUCACACUUUCUUUCACAAUUUAGUUGAGCUUUUGACUUAGUCAUCCCUUUAGUCGCAUGUCUCAUUUGAUUUAGAGUAGAUUCAUUGCAUGUCUCGGGACACACGUAGUUGUAUGUCGAAAAUUAGCCUGAUUAACUGAAAUUUAGUAUGACUCGACUAAAUUUGAAAUAACCCGUAGAUGAAAAUCAACUUAGAUGGUCAAGAUUUUACAUAAACAUAAAAAUCAAAAAUAACCCAAUUUAAGAUAUUAUAUUUGAAACCUUCUUGAAUAGUUAUAGAUUAAUUUUCAAAAUAUCCUACCAUUUCUAUGAUGAUCCUUUGCUAAAACGACAUUCAAUACUCUGUCAUACUCGCUUUAGUUAACAAUGUCUAGCUUAUUAUCAAAUUAUUUCUAGUUUUGGCCACCAAUACAAGGUCACAACUCACAACGAAUAACAUGUAUCAUAAAACUUUCAGAAUUACCAAAGAAAAAUUCUUACAACAUGCAUCAAUGAACAUGUAUCAUAAAAUUUCUUAUUUGACUUAAAUUUAGUGUUCGGCAAAUAAAAAAAAAUUCAAAUUUGAAUUUGAGUUAAAUCUACUAUUUUUGUAAAAGUGGUUAAAGAUGAAGAUUUAAUAUGAGAAUGAUUCUUCAAAUCUUUUCAUUCUCAAAUUCUUAAUUAAUGAUUUCAUAAUUAAAAUCUACAAUUUAAAAUGAAACGCUAUGCUUGUUUUCAUAAGC